Coregonus clupeaformis (lake whitefish) is the source of this 324-nucleotide messenger RNA. Its product is annotated as small integral membrane protein 32-like. NCBI's taxonomy places the organism in Eukaryota, Metazoa, Chordata, Actinopteri, Salmoniformes, Salmonidae. Bases 1 to 324 code for a protein of 107 amino acids. The transcript has a single exon. The record is from RefSeq and is a predicted model, not a curated record.
AUGUUGAGACAAAUCCUGCUGAAUUCCACCAACGCACUAGACUUCGACCUAGGGAUGGCCCUCCAGACGCACGAGACCGUGUCCGUUAACGCAUCUCACGGAUCGGUGAACAUGGCGGCCCUGCUCAGGCCCACGGGCAGCAGGGGCGGGAUGCGGGAGGAAGAGGAGCUGAACAAACCGGACCUAGCCACCUACUUGGUAAUCUGUCUGGUGCUGUUUCUGCUCGUGCUGCUCAUCGUUUUCUUCAUCAACUGUCAGCUUAGGAACUCCUUCUUCAUGCCCUACGAUCGGUCUCUCCGAGAGGCCCGGACCUCAUACAAAUAG